GCGGGGCGGGCGAGCCGGUGAGAGAGCGGAACGUUCCAGGAGCGGAAGAGCAGAGAGCGGCGUCCCGUGACUGAAGGCAGGAGUUCGGAUUCAUCUGGACUCGUUCGGAACUCUCGCAGCAGACGGUCUCGCGGUUCUACCUCGCGGUUCUACCGGAACAGCAGCUCCCCGAGAAUCCACGGCGAAGCGCCACCGUCCGCUGGGCUCUGUGACAAUCCGAGGGUCGGUCAUGUUCAGCCUGUGCCUCGUGCUCGCGCUCGCGGCCUCAGUCCUGUCCGAGUCGCAGGUCAGGGAGACGGAGACAUGGAUGCCCAUGAAGUCAACGGCGGCGAUCGGCAUGUCGACACACCGGGACGACCUGGAGGCAUCGGGAGACUCUGAGGACGGCGCCGACUUCAGCUUCACCGACGAUGAAGACUACGACAGCUAUGGUUUCUCUGGAUCUGGAGAUGAAGAAACACCCGAGCUUCCGACUGCAAAGUCCAGACCGUCAGUCCGGCCUGACAUAAACGACAAUAAGAUCCCUGAGCUGGACCCCCCAGUGCUCCCUACCAUCAAUGAGAUGGAUGUGAUCAAGGAGAGCAACGAGAUCCCCGGCUUAAAGAAGAGCAGGGAGUCCAACGUGAGCAUGUCCCACGCCGGCGAGGACAGCAUCCUCAACAAGACGGAGGUCCUGGCAGCUCUGAUCGCGGGCGGCGCCGUCAGUCUGCUGUUCGCCGUCCUCCUCAUCCUCUUGCUCAUCUACCGCAUGAAGAAGAAGGAUGAAGGAAGCUACGAUUUGGGGAAGAAACCCAUCUACAAGAAAGCCCCCACCACAGAGAUCUACGCAUAGAUGCCCCUCCCUCUCGACCCCCUCCACAUGCACCCCCUGCCCCCCAAACGCCCCAUCCGGCCCUCAUCCGGCCUCACAGUGCCUCGGCGUGGGUGUUCUCUCACCUCCUCAGAACAGGAAGAAUCAGAAAGGACUGACUCCUCCCACCCGACACCUUUCUGGAGCCGCAGGAGGCGGUUCCCACCGCGGUACGCCAUAAUGCCUCUAGAUGAUGUUUAGAUUCUUAUUCCCACGAUGAGACGAGGAAACAGAAGACUCUUCCUCCUCCUGCAGUCAAACACUAAAGCUUUUAUUUAUUCUCCUCUGAACGUUCUUGUGUGAUCGGUUUUAUUCGACUUCCAGGAGGAGACGGCGGAGAUUCUGCAGCAGCUCCAGGUGUAGUUUAGACUCAGACUUCCUGUGAAAGAAGCCGCCACCUCCCGGCGUGCUUCUGUUCUCCCGGUGCAGCAGUCUGUGGGUCUGAGUUCAGCCAAUCAGGAGCAGGAGAGUUCUCAUGACCGUCAUGCAGAUCUAGAGCUCCAGCGUGAAGAAACGCCGUCUGAGAGCUGCUGAACGUCAGACCUGGAUGAGCACCAAUCAAACCUUCCGUUUCUGUUCGCCAAUGAGCUUCAGCUGCCUUAAUGUUGGAAAUAUCCCUGCAUGUCCAGCAUUCAGUGAGGUGUACCGACCGGCGCCGCUCGCCGUCCUGCUUUCUGUCGGACUGCAGGACUUCUCAGCUUUUGUUUUUGUGGAGAAUAAGCUACACCUGCCGUCUCCUCCAC
This is a messenger RNA of Oryzias melastigma (Indian medaka), 1593 nucleotides long. RefSeq names its product syndecan 4 (gene sdc4). Bases 230 to 832 code for a protein of 200 amino acids. NCBI's taxonomy places the organism in Eukaryota, Metazoa, Chordata, Actinopteri, Beloniformes, Adrianichthyidae. The record is from RefSeq and is a predicted model, not a curated record. Gene Ontology annotation, biological process: cell migration. The transcript is spliced from 5 exons. Gene Ontology annotation, cellular component: membrane; cell surface.